Danaus plexippus (monarch butterfly) is the source of this 1668-nucleotide messenger RNA. RefSeq lists its product as uncharacterized. NCBI's taxonomy places the organism in Eukaryota, Metazoa, Arthropoda, Insecta, Lepidoptera, Nymphalidae. The record is from RefSeq and is a predicted model, not a curated record. The transcript is spliced from 3 exons. The coding region runs from base 112 to 1044 and encodes 310 amino acids.
AAAUUUAAAAAUAAAUUUAUCCACAUCAAUUUUUAUAAACAAUAUUAUGGAAGUAUUAAAAUCUAAUAUUAAAAUUCUUAUUUAGAAAUCAAUUAGUUCCUUUUAAAAACCAUGGAUAGCAAAGGUGGUGACGCCAAUAACGCAGUAGAUGUUUACCCAAAAUGUUCCUCAGUAGGAUUUAUUGACUCUGAUGUAAAUAAGAUGUACAUGGCUCUCACCGCCAUAACAAGAGAAAUACAGAGAUUUCAUUAUACCGAGAAACAAUUAUUUGAGAAACCAGAAGAUAUGGAGCCUUUUAACAGUCUGGUUAUUUACAAAUCACGGCUUCAAAGAAAAAGAAAACAAAUAAAAAGAUUAAACCAGAACGUCAAAAUUUGUUGGAUUUUAGUAAAGCUUCUCAUAUCCUCAAAAGAAAAACAAGAUUGGGAAUUGAAAAACAAUAUUCUUCAUAACCGAGACUGGGACCGAAAUUCAAUUCAAAACGUUUCACUGAUAAGGCAUUUAGCGAAAAGAAAUGGUAUCUUUGAAGAAGCCUUUGAUAACAUCAAGAACCACAUUAUCAAAGGAUAUAAUAAAAUUCAAAAAAAUAAGAUGAAUUCUUCAUAUAAUUCCGAUAUACCGUUGCUCGAGCAAUUAAAAACAAUUAUCAAUGAAUGUGAAAAACAUAAAUAUGGUUUUUGCAAUGAACGCGAAAAGUGCCAACUUUUGGAACAAAGAAAUAGAUUUCUCCAAAACAAAAUAAGUAUACUUGUAUCUAACAUGGAAACUCUUAAAAAAGAACUUGCCAAUGUUAGUUACCAGUUGUCUAAGCGUGACAAAGAAAUCAUUUACUUUAAAAAUAAACUCUUAAAUAAAAUAAAUCAUACAAAACUUUCCCCCGUUGAAAAUCCACGCAACGAUAAAAAUAUAGGCUCUAAAAUAUCCACUCAUUCUUCACAACCAAAUUUAAGUUCUCAUCUAUCUUUAGUAAAAUCUUUGCUCAUCGAUCAAGACAGAAUGAUAAAGAAAAUUAAAAAUAUGACCGACAUUAUUAUUAAAAGUUAAAAAUAAAUACCUACAUAAAAACUCAUGUUUAUCUUAUUCUUAAUUAAAUUUAUAAUUUAAAAGAAAGUAAACAAUUAUUCACAAAUGUGUCUAAAUAUAAUAUUUGAGUGAAUAUAAAAAGAAGAAUUUUGUACAUUUUGUAAGAAAUAAAAUUUCUGUAAAAUGCCUUCCUGCCAUACAAAAUGCUAUUGAUAGUAGUAGCUACGUAAAGUAAUUUAAAUUUAUGUAAUACAAAUUAAUAGUUAUAUUCCGAAAAUUUUUUAUAUUAUAUUUUUUCUUUGUAAUAACAUAAAAAUAGUAUACAUAUGUUGUACAAUAAUAAUACAAGUUGAUAUUUGUCUAUUUCAUUCGAAUUAAUUGUUUGUAUUCUAACGCGACAUCUCUGUUUAUUUAUGCAACUUUCUGUGAUAAUUCCUCUUUCCGUAUAAGUUUCGUCGUCUGUAUAGCAGCUAAGCUUAUAUCUCAGGGUUUUUAAACUUUACUCAUCAGCAGUUGCAGUUAUUUUGCCACAGAUGGUGUUGAUUAGUUCGACGUUUUAUAAUUUAUAAUUUGUAUAGAAUGUUGUUAGGUCGAAGUAUAUAUUUGUAUAAUAUUUUUAUUUUGCGUUUACGUAUAUUGUAUUAU